AUGACAGGUGUCCCCUUGCCUUCCGUCGGCCUCCUUAACCUCCCGGACGAGCUGAUCCUUCGGAUCUACAACACACUCUUCGCCUCCUUUCCCAGCGAUCGCGUGCCGGAUUACGACCUCCGCCUUGCACGAGUGAUGCUGAACUCCCGUCUCUUUCGUCUCGCCCGCAUCGCCAUCUUCCGCGAAGUCAUCGUUCGGCCGCGCGCACCGAGCAAUGUUCCAGCCGUCCUCACCUUCCUCGCACGCCAAAGCCGGCCUCUCGACGGGACGCAUACUCUGCGCAUUCAGAUCCAGCCUCUCACCACCCCGCUCCUCGCCGCGAUGAUGCCACGAUUGUUCCCGCAACUCGCCUUAAUCGACUUGACUUCCGCCAGUCCGCGGUCUAUCCUCCCGCGCUACCUCACAACGGCACUGUCGUGUUGCCCAAAUCUGAAGGUUCUCUGUCUCCUCGGCUUUGACGGACUCCGCGACACCUCCUUUGAUCUGCGAAAAUUGCCAGCACUCCGGGCCUUGGUGGUGACGGAUGCGCCGGGAGUUGUCAAACAAUUGCUACAAUCCGGCAGUUCAGCACUCAAAACACUCGAGCUCCUCACCUUGCGCCGACCCCUCCUCGCCCAGAGCACACUACCGUGGCAGACUGUGCGGGUACUGGUUCUGCAGUUCCCGGACGACGACAUGGACGACGACGUCGACCUCGUGCGCGCGAGCGUUGAGAGCAAUCUUACACAGUUCGUCGGCACCUUGCAAGAACCGACGCAUCUGUUGGCCUUGGAGCGGCUGGAGGUCACCAUUCCGCUGCCCGCCGCUGUCGCCAGCAGCUCUGCUCCGACUCAGCACACACUCGUUGUUCGCUUCUGGCAGACCGUCAGAGUUCUCCUCGACAAGUCUCAGCUCUGGUCGUUGCACAUCGACGGCGUGACGGGCUGGCCGGACGCAUUCCCGUCAAUCCGGCACGAGCAUCUGGACACGUUAACGGUGACGUGGUAUGAUGCAGCAGGAGCGCAGCCGAGGUCACGACUACCGCUAGCGGACUUGCAUCGGCUGCUCUCCGGCUUUCCGAACCUUCAGCAAUUCACUCUUCAAACGCACAACAUGGGCGGCCUCCAAGACGGGCUGUGGAUGCUCGCAAACGAGGACGACCUCCCAGCGCCCGCAGAAUUCGCCAUCUUCGACUCCAACCUCUGCGCGCUAGUUCAGUACAUAUCCUGUACGACUAUCUGCAACUGCACAUUGCGGCGAGUCGCGGCGGGCGUGGACGGGACGCGACAACUACGGUGGACUCGCUCGUCGCAGGAGGAGAGUGGGUUCACGUUCACGAAGAGGACCCGGUAG
This is a messenger RNA of Rhodotorula toruloides NP11, 1332 nucleotides long. RefSeq lists its product as uncharacterized. The transcript is spliced from 3 exons. Bases 1 to 1332 code for a protein of 443 amino acids. The record is from RefSeq and is a predicted model, not a curated record. Lineage: Eukaryota; Fungi; Basidiomycota; Microbotryomycetes; Sporidiobolales; Sporidiobolaceae.